AUGAGCGAGACUCUACUCCCUACCCUUGACGCCGAGAGCUGGCACUGGGACUCAAUGGAUGCUAACCAGAUCACAUUUAACAGGAAUGGCACGGGCAAGGCGAGCUGCCAUACAGAGGUGCAUAAAUACAGAAUAAACGAGUCGCUGCUCACGGAUGACGCCUUCCUGCCGAAGGCGUACACCCUUAGCCUAGAGAAAGGCAAAUUCCUUACACCUCUCGACGCCAUGCGAACAGAGGAGAUCCAGUAUACCCCGAGGUUCGCACUUCGUCUAGUGUUUGACAAGUCGCCGUACCCUCCGGGACAUGAGUGGAAGGAGCUAGGAGGAGCACCAGACGCAAUGAAGCUUUGGGAGUGA
Coniosporium apollinis CBS 100218 is the source of this 357-nucleotide messenger RNA. RefSeq lists its product as uncharacterized. Bases 1 to 357 code for a protein of 118 amino acids. The transcript has 2 exons. Lineage: Eukaryota; Fungi; Ascomycota; Dothideomycetes. The record is from RefSeq and is a predicted model, not a curated record.